CAGAUGUGCACAGACGGGCCCUUUAAGAGCCUGCAGCAGGAGAACAGGAGGAAAGAGGAGAAAAGAGGAGAGAGGAAGAGCAGAGGAGCAGAGCAGAGAGGCAGAGAGGAGAACAGGAGCAGAGGAGCAGAGGAGCAGACUGCAGCAGCAGCAGCUCGUCCCGCACACGGAGCACACGGAGCCCUCACAGACCGGAGUCUGUCACAUCCCGGUCAGAGCAGGUCCUGAGGUCCUGAGGUCCCGAGGCCCUGAGGUCCUGAGGUCCUGAGGUCCUGAGGGGCUGGGGUACAGCCCGGUCCAGGACAGUCCCUGUGCACAGGCCCUGUCCAGGUGCAGGAUGGUGUCGUGGAUGAUCUCGAGGAUGGUCGUCCUGGCCUUCGGGACGCUGUACCCGGCGUACUCGUCCUACAAAGCCGUGAAAACGAAGAACGUGAAAGAAUACGUGAAAUGGAUGAUGUACUGGAUCGUGUUUGCGUUGUUCACCACAGCAGAGACGCUCACAGACAUGCUGUUAUCGUGGUUCCCGUUUUAUUUUGAGCUGAAGAUCGCGUUCGUGAUCUGGCUCCUGUCGCCGUACACUAAAGGCUCAAGUGUCCUUUACCGUAAAUUUGUGCAUCCGACUCUGUCCAACAAAGAGAAGGAGAUCGAUGAUUAUAUCGCACAGGCCAAAGACCGGAGCUACGAGACCAUGAUGAAGUUUGGAAAGAGGGGGCUGAAUCUCGCCGCUAACGCCGCCGUCACAGCGGCCGCUAAGGGGCAGGGCGUGCUGUCGGACAAACUGCGCAGUUUCAGUAUGCAGGACCUCACCCUGAUCCAAACAGAAGAGGACCUGCACCCUGCAGACAGGGGGCGCUCCAGACGCGACACUGCGGCCGACAUGGGCUCAGGGGCGAGCACGCUGCCUCGGGCCCGCAGCGCCUCCGCUCGCCAGACUCGCUCUCUGGGGACUCUCAACGAUGACGCGUCGUCUCAGCACAGCUCAGACAUGUCGGACACCAGGCCUGACCACUCUGACGAGGACACGGGAGAGAGGACCACGAGGAGGACCGCCGCCGCUAAGACCACCAAGAAGACCGCCGCUGUAAAGACGGAGACUCAAGCAAAGACGGUGAAGAAAACCACAGCCAAGAAGAAGACGACGGCUGCAGAGACGCCAUGACGCCUCAGAGAACCAGAGCCUCUGGGUCCUCUGGGUCCUCUGGGUCCUCUGGGUCCUCAGGGCCCUCAGGGUCCUCAGCCUGGCCCUGAGUUUGACCUCAUUUCGCACAGAACCAUUUUCAUCUCAUUUAACGCUUUGGUCAUUUCGCUGACUUUUGCCAACUGCUCUGUUAAUGUUCAUUUAACUUAUUUAUUAACCCAAAGAAAAUCUUUGUCUCCUUUGGUCUUGAGGAGCACAGACUGUCCAGGUGAUGCCUUAUGGGUCAAUAAUGCAUCACUUUAUUUAUCUGUAUAUACGGUUGCCUCUGUCUGCUGGCCAGGUUAAAAUACUUGCUCCAAAUUCCAGUUCAGAUUAUAUUCAUAGACUGUUUAUAUAAAUGGACGUAUCUGCCACAGCGUUUCAAACAGGAAGUGAUCACACACGUCCGGCUCCUUCGACUCUGGCUCCAGUUCAGUUUCUGUGUAUAAACAGCGCCCCCUCUGUCCUCUCUCUGUCUCUGCUGCUUCAGACUCAUUCUGGUCUUAAAUGUUCGUAUUAACCCUCUACAUGAUCCUGGGGUUUUUAUUUCACUUUUGUGUCUGUAAAUCAAAUUAUGAACAUCCAAAUCUUCUCUGUACCUUCUCUGUCCUCGAGCUUCAUCUGGAGCCGGACGCUGCGGUGACGUCACACUCAGUCUGUGGUUAAAAUACAAAACGUCGCACAAUCACCUCGACGGCUCGCACUACUCAAUCACUCUACGAGCUCGUUUUAGAAAUCAGUUUGUCUUUGACUGAAUCUAGCUCUGAUAAGUUAAGAUUCUUUUAUUCUCUCGUUUAAUUUAAAUGUCAGAUAUUUGUACCGUGUGCUUUGUUUUGGUGUUUCGUUCUUCACAGAGACGACACUCUGAGGUCCACGUGUUCAUUUAGUCAAUAUUAAUCGUUACUAUGAUGAGUUGUGCUUGGAUUGGUAGUUCAAGGUGUUUCUAUAGUUUGAUUUUAGCAGUUUUAUCAGAUAAAAUAAGUGUUUGGUUUAAUAUUUAAGAAGUUGUUUUUGCUGAGUAGUAAUGACACUGCAAACGUUUAAAGCAAUAUAAACCUGAUAGAGCGUGAAAGCUUCAGCAAACGUUUUCAUUUUGCAUGGGGGUCAUACUGGUCCAGACCACUAGGGCGGCGACACUCACAUCUCACCCCGUUGGCUCUGAACUCUGUGAAUACGAUGUAAAUACAGACUGUACAUACUAAAAUACAAGCUUGUUUGCCUUAUACAACUUUUAGGCUUAAAGUUUAGUUUUGUAAUUAGUUGCUUACUUUUCUUGGGUUUUGAUGAGUCUAAUAUAUUUUGUGGGUCAGAUUUUACUGGACGUUUUUGUCUCUUUAGACAUUUUAACCUCAAAAGUUGAUGUUUACGCUGCAGGUCACAGGAGGAGACCAAAGGCUCCAGGCUCAUUGUUUUAUUUGCACUAAACAAAACUACACUUAAGUCUUACCAGGUGUUUUUACUUUAUCUUCUUUUUUUUAAUGAUCUUUCUUUUUAGGCAUCGUUUACAUUUAAAUAUUGUUUUUGCUUUUCAAAUCUUCCAUGUUGCUCAUGUUUGUGCUGGGACAUUAACGCCAUGUGACAGUAUUAAAGCUACUAAUAAAGAGGAAUGAGCAGUCUGAAACUCACUCUGAAACUC
Periophthalmus magnuspinnatus is the source of this 2813-nucleotide messenger RNA. RefSeq names its product receptor accessory protein 2 (gene reep2). Gene Ontology annotation, biological process: endoplasmic reticulum tubular network organization. Gene Ontology annotation, molecular function: taste receptor binding; microtubule binding. Gene Ontology annotation, cellular component: cytoplasmic microtubule; endoplasmic reticulum tubular network; endoplasmic reticulum membrane. The transcript has 8 exons. The coding region runs from base 338 to 1159 and encodes 273 amino acids. NCBI's taxonomy places the organism in Eukaryota, Metazoa, Chordata, Actinopteri, Gobiiformes, Gobiidae. The record is from RefSeq and is a predicted model, not a curated record.